CGCUCUACCUCGUCGUCGCCCGUUCUGCUUUCCCUAAUGCAGGGGGAGUGAUUUGCGGGCUUGCAGCUUCUUCAUUCCACCGCACAGCCCGUAACCCGGAGCCCGCAAAAUGCCCCAACUCAACAGCGGCGAGGAAGACGAUCUUGGAGCGAGCGAUGAAAUGAUCGCCUUUAAAGACGAAGGCGACCAGGAGGAGAAGAUCCAGGAGAAUGCCUUCACAGAGAGGGAUCUGGCAGAUCUAAAAUCUUCCCUUGUGAAUGAGUCGGAGAUCAACCCAGCAGCGAAUACCCCAGGAACAGAUCACACAGAGGCAAUCAAGCGUGUACAAGAUGCUCAGAGAGUUUAUCAGCAGAAGCUGGCAGAUCACAAGGAAGAUGGUAUUAAACACCAGGAAGAACCAAUGUAUAAAGGUUCAGGAUACUCCGGUUACCCGUUCCUUAUGCUGUCUGAUCCCUACCAUCCCAAUGGAUCUAUGUCUACACUGUCCAGUAAGGUUCCUGUGGUCCAGCCAUCGCAUGGGGUUCACCCACUCACACCUCUCAUUCCAUUCAACAACGAGCCAUUCAGUCACAGCUCCCACUCGCCACAUCUUCCUGCAGACCUCAACCAAAAACAAGGUAACCUGUCCAACAUAUUUAGAUUUUAUAAUGAAUUUGCUUCCUCUCUGCCUGUUCAGAACAGUUUAAUUUCUUACAAAGGAUCUUCAGAUU
Molecule: messenger RNA, 710 nt
Organism: Nanorana parkeri
Lineage: Eukaryota; Metazoa; Chordata; Amphibia; Anura; Dicroglossidae
Product: transcription factor 7-like 2
Exons: 4
Biological process (GO): canonical Wnt signaling pathway; regulation of transcription by RNA polymerase II
Cellular component (GO): beta-catenin-TCF complex
Molecular function (GO): RNA polymerase II cis-regulatory region sequence-specific DNA binding; DNA-binding transcription factor activity, RNA polymerase II-specific
Source: RefSeq, a predicted model, not a curated record